CCGCAGCUGCCAUGAUUGAAGUGGUGGCAGAGCUGAGCCGCGGUCCUGUGUUUCUGGCGGGAGAGGCGCUGGAAUGUAUGGUGACCGUCACCAACCCGCUGCCCGCCACGGCCACGUCCGCAUCCAGUGAGGCUCUGGCCUGGGCCAGCGCCCAGAUCCACUGCCAGUUCCAUGCCAGCGAGAGCCGGGUAGCGCUGCCGCCCCCUGACUCCAGUCAGCCGGAGGUCCAGCCGGAGAGCCAGACUGUCUUUCUCCCUCACCGAGGAGAGAGGGGGCAGUGUAUCCUUUCUACCCCACCGAAAAUCCUGUUCUGUGACUUGAGGCUAGAGCCUGGAGAGUCCAAAUCCUACGCCUACAGCGAAGUGCUGCCCAGAGAGGGACCCCCCUCCUUUCGGGGUCAGUCAGUCAAGUACGUCUACAAACUGACCAUCGGCUGCCAGCGUGUCAACUCCCCCAUCACCCUACUCAGGGUCCCUUUGCGGGUUCUGGUGCUGACUGGUCUUCAGGAUGUACGCUUUCCCCAGGAUGAGGUGGUCGCCCCAUCCAGUCCCUUCCUGGAGGAGGAUGAAGGUGGAAAGAAGGGUUCCUGGCUAGCUGAGCUGGCUGGCGAGCACCUCAUGGCUGCCACAUCUUACCGCAGCCUCCAUCUGUAUAACAUCAGUGAUGGUCGAGGGAAGGUUGGGACGUUUGGCAUCUUCAAAUCUGUGUACAGACUUGGCGAGGACGUGGUGGGGACUUUAAAUUUAGGGGAAGGAACUGUAGCUUGCUUGCAGUUUUCAGUAAGCUUACAGACUGAGGAGCGGGUACAGCCCGAGUACCAACGCCGUCGCGGGGCAGGGGGCGUCCCUUCUGUGUCCCACGUGACUCACGCCCGGCACCAGGAGUCCUGCCUGCACACGACCAGAACCAGCUUCUCCCUCCCCAUCCCUCUCAGCUCCACCCCAGGCUUCUUCACAGCAGUUGUGUCCCUGAAGUGGCGAUUGCAUUUUGAGUUUGUCACGUCCCGAGAACCAGGUUUGGGGCUGCUGCCCCCCCUGGAACAGCCUGAGGCUGUCACCUGGACGGGGCCUGAGCAAGUCCCCGUGGACACCUUCAGCUGGGACCUCCCUAUCAAGGUGCUGCCCACGAGUCCCACCCUGGCCUCAUAUGCUGCCCCCGGCCCCAGCACCAGCACCAUAACCAUCUGAAACUGGCCCAGCUGCCCACGUGUCUUCAGAGUUCUGAGAAGCCGGCUCCUGGACGCCAGUAGGACAUGCCUUUCCCACCCGGGGCCCUGGGGCCUGGACAGUGAGAGGCAGGCUGUGAGCUGUGGCAUUAAUUUAUUUUUUCAGAAUAAACCAGCACCUGCUAGUGGUUUCCCUGGAAGUGGCAGCAGCAGUGGGCAG
This is a messenger RNA of Orycteropus afer afer, 1385 nucleotides long. It is a transcript of the gene RGP1, whose product is annotated as RGP1 homolog, RAB6A GEF complex partner 1. Gene Ontology annotation, cellular component: Ric1-Rgp1 guanyl-nucleotide exchange factor complex; Golgi membrane. NCBI's taxonomy places the organism in Eukaryota, Metazoa, Chordata, Mammalia, Tubulidentata, Orycteropodidae. The record is from RefSeq and is a predicted model, not a curated record. Gene Ontology annotation, biological process: retrograde transport, endosome to Golgi.